AUGGUUCGCCUUUCCUCAAUCUUUGGACUUGCGGUUGCUGCUAUCGCCAGCGUCGGCGCAAUCCCGACUGUGGAGACUCGUGCUGAAGGCGAAGUCCAUGCAGACAACCUGCUGGGCGAGAUCAUCAAUGCUCUAGGAGUCGGGUUUGUUACUGGUGUCAAUGCGACGAUCACCCUCGACACGUUGACUACCAACCUGCUUUCAAUCAACUUCACCGCCCACAACCCGCUCAUCUUUGAACUCACGAUCGACCGCGUCAACUCGACUGCUGGAAUCAACGGGACCACCUACACCGUAUUUGACCACACCUUCCCCAAGGGCUUCGUUCUCCCCAUCCUUGGCUCUGCAAACUCUGGCUCUAUUCCCAAUGUCCUCCUCACGAAAGGCGCCAUCGCCUCGCUCGACAUCAUCCCCCUCGGCUACCUCGAUUUGCUUAACGUCGAUAUCUGGGUCCGUGCAUUGACCAUCAACGGAAAACUCGGUAUUCCACUCACUAUCACUGGCUUGCGCCAGAAGAACGUGCCUGCUGCGUAUAGUCUUGCUCUAUAA
Mycena indigotica is the source of this 549-nucleotide messenger RNA. RefSeq lists its product as uncharacterized. NCBI's taxonomy places the organism in Eukaryota, Fungi, Basidiomycota, Agaricomycetes, Agaricales, Mycenaceae. The transcript has 5 exons. The record is from RefSeq and is a predicted model, not a curated record. Bases 1 to 549 code for a protein of 182 amino acids.